Molecule: messenger RNA, 1548 nt
Organism: Nestor notabilis (Kea)
Lineage: Eukaryota; Metazoa; Chordata; Aves; Psittaciformes; Psittacidae
Gene: BBS10
Product: Bardet-Biedl syndrome 10
Exons: 1
Biological process (GO): chaperone-mediated protein complex assembly
Source: RefSeq, a predicted model, not a curated record
GCCGGCCUCCCCGUGGCGAGCUCCAGGGUCCUGCCCGGGCUUGUCCUCCGCAGGGACUUCGCGACCUACAGUCCGGCAGGAGGGGAGCUGCGGGCCGUGCUCGUCACCGAGCCCCUCCGGCCCGCCCUGUCGGCCCCCAGCGUCGAGUUUGUUGUCGACUCCGAGGGUCAGUAUCAGGCUUCCCUGCAAUGGAUCACAAGGAGGACAGAAGCUUUAAUAAAACACUUGCAGAGCAACAACAUCAGGCUGUUACUGUCGAGCGUGAAGCAGGAGGAAAUAGUUAUUUACUAUGCGAAAUUGUACGGUAUAUCUGUGGUAGAGUGCUUAUCAUCAGAAGAAAUGGCCCUCAUUUGUGAAAUCACAGGAGUCUCACCCUACGCACCGUUUGGUGAUAACAUGCUCGGAGGAAUCACUGAAACUGCGGUGGCAACAUUUUGCCAGCCCUUACUGCUCGGCUCAAAGAGAUGUGCUCACAUUGGCUUCACCAGCAUGUGCACCUUUCAGCCCCAUUGCCUUAUUCUCUGUGGGCCAGUCGAGAGUGUUAAUGAGCAACAUGCUGCUGCUUUACAAGAGGCAUUUGUAAUGCUGCAACAGCUCUUUAAAACAGCUGAACAGAGGGAGAAAUGCAAAGCAGAAGGCGAAAGCCAGGGUGAAGUCUCGGGUGUUUGCAGUUGGUAUUCUUCAGCUACUGAGAAGCAACUUGCAAUAGAAAAUAAUUAUUGUAACAGUAGUCAGGUUUCUGAAGGUCAGUCAAAAGCACAGAGGGAUGAAGCAGAGACACAGAUUGUAGACACAGAUUUGCAGGGAUGCAGUAAUCCAGUAUGUGUGCAAACAGACUUGCAAAUACUCUCAAAUCCCAUCUUGCACAUCAAGGAAUUCAGUGGUGCCACUGAAGGAGAUGGCUCUUCACAAGGUGUACAGAAACCGCAUGCAAAAUGCGAGCACCUGGGUGCCGUGCACGUGAACUGUAAAAACGAUUCUCUUGUGGACAGUCAGAAGCACCACAGCACUGCUGUAUUAGCAUGUAAGGCUAAUGCAGGCACCAUGUGUGAAAGCCUAGAUGCUGGCAAAGACCUAGAGAAAGUCAGCUGCAAUAUAGUCCCAUUAAAACAUGGAAAGAGUUGUGUAAGCACUGCACAGAAUUAUUCUGUCUCCCUCAUAAAAGCAGGGUCAGUUUUGCCAGCAGGAGGUUACUUUGAAGUCCUGUUACAUUACUAUAUUCGGUACUACGCAAAACAGUUUCAGCAGUCAGAGGUAGCUGUUGUAUCUGAUGUAGUUGCUGAUGCGCUGCUAAGUAUUCCCAAGUCCUUGUAUGGGACAACAGAACGAAACAGCUUUACCAAAUUCUAUCUCAGAGCCAUAAAUUCACUCAGAAAAAAUGAGCCCCUGCCUAUGAAUGGGAAAGGCUUAGAAUCAGUGUAUUGCAAAUACCACUUAGUCAUCUCAGUUCUUCAUUGUGUUGCAGAGCUGCUCUCCAUAGAUCUAAUAAUUGAUAUUAAGUGGCCACUGCAAAAAGCUGAGGAUUAUGACUCAGAGAAUGACUUCUGA